GCUAUGUACCUUUUAAGUUGUGGGGAAGUUUAAAGCAGGGUUAGGAUCUAAAGGAAUAUGUAAAACUAUGAACACUUUCUAAUCCACCAUCUAAAUUGAGUUGUUUGGCACAACUGUGAAGCUACUAAGACAUGGCUGUCCCCCUUAAACUGACAGGCCAACCAAGAAGUGCAUCAAUCAGAGAAGCAGACAGAAUGUCUACGAUAACUCUGGAGGAGUUGCAGAGAUCUAUAGCGCAGAUGUUAGAAUAUGUUGGUAGGACUACCUUUUUUUAUCGAAUGUUUGCCUCAAGCAAUGUAGGAGAAACAGCCUAUAUGUGGAAGUUGGUGUUUGUGUCAGAUGAAACAAAACUGGAGCUUUACCUACAUGUUAUCUGUGGAGGAAUAGUAAUACUGCACGUCACCAGCAACACAGCAUCACCACAGCAUCACCACAGCAUAACAUGUUGGUGGUGGCAUCAUGCUGUGGUGAAGCUUGUUCUUCAUCAUGGAUUCAUUAUGGACGCUGGUUGAUUUUGAUGUUUUGGAAAUAAGCAUCUAAAUGUGCAAGGCUGAAACAAAAUAUACGCCACACUAUUCAGAUUUUUAUGUGCAAAACAUUAGAAAUUCUUUGCAUUCUAUUACUUCCGCUCCACAUUUAUGCACUAUUUUGCAUUUGGUCCAGCUCAUGAAAUCCCUAUAAAAUGCAUUUAAGUUGGUGGCUGUACAGACAAAUUCACUUUUUCUAAGAAUCUGUAAUUUAUUUUUCAUCCCUGUAGCAGUAGAGCAUUUCAUGCAACCAAGAUUUUUGUCCAGGGUGUACCCCGGUUCUCGCCCAGUGAACGCUGGAGAUAGGCACCAGCAACCCCCGUGACCCCAUGAGGGAUUAAGCGGGUCAGAAAAUGGAUGGAUGGAAGAUUUUUGAGUGGAUUUUAAGAUUCAAAGCGGUAAAGCAACAGCGGCAUUCUCUUGGUGUGCGCUCUUGCUAGAUAAAGGCUCGUUUAUGGAGGCAGAAGAAAAGACUGCAUUAGAACAGCAAUGAACUGAAUGUGAUGUAUAGAUAGUUUAACUUUCUCUGAGCAUUACCUGCAUUUUGAACACUUGCAUGUUACUCACCCCCAAUUUCCAAGUAAACCAUUUCUCCUUGUUAUCCUCAUGCAGUUAUUUUUUUCUUUUAACAGUAGAAAUUAAAGUAGCUUUGUGAUCAUUGACAUGUUCAUAGUAUGUAGCCAGGUACACAGGUCAGACAUGCUUACUGCAUUUCAGGGAAACCUUUUACUUGGCAAAGCCGCUAUUAUAUUCUUCCAGUAAUGCGCCAUCAUAAAUUCACAGUAAACCUACAGCAGUGCACAGCUUUGAUUUAGAGGCUGAUAAGAACUCCGCAAACCUGUGGAGUACAAGAUUAUGUAAUAUUUCUUGAGGCAGUAGAUUUACAGCGGCUGCCACCCUUUUUAUUGACAUUGGUGGCUCUAGCUAUGACACAGGUGACUUUUUAACCACGCAGCACGCCUAUGACUCGGGGAAACGCUUGGGUUUGUUUUACUGCUGUGAAUUUUAUGUUCCUUCGGUUCUCCGAAAAGCUGGGCUUGGACUAUGAAACCCUUUUUAAACAGCAGAGACAUUUGAGCUGGGACUGUAGAGAGCCACCGAACUCCAAGUCCUGCUUAGAGACACCAGAAGGAAGCAUCGUUCUCAUUACUUGUUUGACUUCACUGCAGCUGAUCUGACGGAAGUUUGGAAAUUAAAAAAAAAUAAAAUAUGCGUUCCACUGCGGACGGAACACCAUGCCCUCCUGGAGUAGUAGAGACAAACAUCAGCAGCAGCAACAACAACAACAAUAACAACCAGAUGAGUAGCAGAGAAAACAAUGGAAAUUCAGGCUCCCAGUAUGCGCUGUGUGCUUUGGGAGUCGGCCUCAUCGCCCUCGGAGUAGUGAUGAUCGUGUGGAGCGUGGUGCCUGCGAACACAGCAUUUAAUAACAGCAGCAGCGGUUCAGGGGGGAAUGACGGCAUCGAGGGCAAGAGAAAUAAAGCGUCCUCUGUGGCCUUUGUGCUGGCCGGCUCCGGGGUGGCUAUGCUGCUGCUGUCUCUGUGUCUGGGAAUGAGGAACAAACAGCGGGAGCAGGUGAUACGCCAGGAGGUCCAAAACCAGAGAGAAGCAGCGAGGCAGCUGGAGGAGAGAGCAGCGGCUGAGGAGCAGGCACAGCAGUAUGCAGUACCUAGCUAUGAGGAGGUAGUAGGCAGCGGCCAGUACCCUGUCCGUCAAAGCAACCUUCGUCCAAGCAUCUCCCAGCUACCAUCCUACGACGAGCUGGUCCAAGUCGACAGCAUCCAGUACGAGAACGAGGGUGCUGAGGUCAACACUACCAUCCCACUGCCUACCAUAGUCGGCAGCACCCCCAACGCUACCCUUUCUGCAUCAACCCUAAGACCUGGGAAAAACAGCCGCAAUUUCCUCCCGAUCAAAAUCCGAAGGAUUAAGUCAGAAAAGCUACCCAUGAAAAACACUGGCAGCUCUCAGCCGGCAGCUGGAAUCAGUAUUGAACCUCUUACCCCCCCGCCACAGUAUGAAGAUAAGGUGCCUCCACUUUAAGAUCAAUUGUUUAAAACUGUUGACUGAGUUUCCUGCUAUCGUCCAUGGCCAACCUUUGUGGAUCCGGACGUGCAUUGUUCAGCCUAGAACUGAAAGUGACUUCUUGAAGUGAAGCUAUUCAAAUCUGUCAUCAUGGCUCAUGACUGUGACGUACUCAAGAACAGAAGACUGUCUUUUGUGGGCUUUAUUGGAUCAUGCCAUGAGGUGAAAAAGGUUUGUCAGGCUGUUGCAUAUUAGGCCAUUUUUUGCAUUGUAUAAUGUUGUAGGUUUCAGUUGAUGCAUUAUCUUAAGAAACCACCUCCACUUUGUGUGGAGUAUACAGAUGAAUUGAUAUAAUAGUAGACAUCAUGAGAAAGAGAGGGGUUACUUUGAUUUGCAAGUAAAUGGGUAUGCCCACUAAUUUUAUGAGGUAAUUGUCAUUUUGCCAGAUUUAAAGGCUGGUGAUUAUUGCUGUCAGUCUAUAACCAAACAGGGACCCUAACAUUGUUAAACCUGUGGUGUCAUGUCACCUGGAAACAUUUGCAAUGGUCAAAAAUGUAGUCUUUCAUGCCUUUUAUAGUUUUCUCUUGAAGGAAAAGGGCACUUGCAGGAUUGAGCAAGCUGACACUAGUGGUUUAGCCAGUUGCUAAGAAAUUGUGGGACUGCAUUUAAGCAGCACUAGCAUUGGUUAACUUUUGCAAUUCAGUCCAGAUACUUAAGUUCAAUGCUGUUUAAAUCCAAAAAAAUGUCAACAAAACACUGACAAAAAGGCGCUGGUGUGCAUGAAAUUAAAGGAUUUUCACCCCUACCAACCUGGUUGCAGUGACUGUACUGCUACCAGGUUUACAGUACUGAUCUGAAUCUAUAAUACUUGACAAGAGUCCAGAUUUGACUUUCUGUUUAACUCUGGCACACAUUCUACCAGCUUUACACCUCAGUCUUUACCUUGAUAAAAUUAUUUUUUGCCACUCUCCAGUAGUCUACAGUGCACUAGCACCUUCGAUACAGAUGUGUAAAAAAAAAAUAGUAAUUAGUUUUAACAAAAAUUCUGCACUUUUUUUCUAACAGUGAUCUUUAGGGAUUACUAUUAUCUUCCCUACUGCUCUCUUGUCCUGUGUCCCAGUUCCAGCUGUCUACACUGUUUAAUGAUCGGACUGUAAACAUAGGCGUAGGUUUAGGAGAUGUAGCAAUUACCUACUUUAUGCAGGUGAUCACACCCCUGCCCCAUUUGAAUGGUAUGUUGUCUUGUCUUUCCUAUUUUGAAGAGUUGUUAAGAAUACUAAGUUUUUUGUGUCACGGCCUAUUUAUAGCCCAUGGAAACAGGAAGACAUGCAUUGCUAACUACUCAAUCUUAGACCCUCUAAACAACUGGGCACAGUACAAUGUUGUAUAAAAAAUGUGCCUCAGAGUAGUAUAGGAAUUUUUAGGGAUCUCAAAACUAUUAUCUCCUAACAUUUGAUUAUUUUCCCAGAUUUAAUCAAUGUGCUCAAAUAAAGGUUAGAUAUUUCAAUAGUUUUGACUCCAAGACCAAAAUUGUGAUUAUUGUUAGCCUUUUGGUACACCUGUACCAGGGGUGCCAAAAUAAUGGCGGCUGCUAUAGUAGACAGCUCACUGAACUCAUAUGUUUACAUGUUUAUAACUCAAUAAGGCAGAAAAAGACAGGAAAACCACUGCUUGGUGGUGUGGUGCCAACCUAGUUUCAUACUUGUGUAAAGUGGCUGUUUCAUAAAAGCAGAAGAUGUGAGGGGCCAUUUGUGUUUGAAACUUGUUUGUACUCCCAACUUGUGCAGCAACUUAGGCCACAGCGGUAAAGCUGUGUUUGGUAACCAGUUAACAGAAACGACUUUAAAGGAGGAAAUGAGUUUCAAGGAACUGUGAAAAGUCUUGGAUUUAAAAGAAGUGCUAAUAUCUGACUUUGAAUGCAUCAGUGACUACCCUCCAGGCGUACAUACCAAAGCAUUUUUACUCAGAUUUACCUUUCAAAACAUUUCAAAAGAAACUGUGUAGCUUUGGUAUUGUUAUUUGAGGACAGUGUUGCUAUUUCUUUUCCACACAGCAUGAUACUGUGGCAUGUAUAGGUGUCUGUUGUACCCAGGAACUUUGUGAAUAGCUAUAAACCGGUGUUCAGUAGCCAUGGCAAGUUGUGAAAGCAGCAGUGUAGUCUCUCCUUCUCAGGGUGUUUUUUUUUUUUUUAAACUCUGCAUGAGCAACAGAAAGACUCUUUGAGUGUGCAGCUGCACCACAAUAACAGCAGCUGCUCUCUGGCUUGCUGAUCAUCAUUCCUUCAACCACAGCUUGACCUGCAGGCUUGUUUUCACUCUGAAGGUAUGCAGCGAAAGAGAGGAAAAUAAAAAUAAAUGGCUCUAGGGGUUUUUUCUGUAGGGAAAUUGCUUGUGUUACAGCAUUUUGCAGGCCCGUCUGUUCACUCUUCUUUCAUUCUUAAGUGUAGGUAUAAACAGCAGAUGCCAAACGGAGUGACUCAUCAGUCAUUUAAGUCAAUGUUACUCAUUUUGUGAAGUUGCGCAAUUUAGCCUUAUCUGUUUAGCAAAAGAAAAAGCCCCAUACACUAGUGUUUUGCAGCUGAAACGUGUCACAAAAUGUUUCAGUUCAGUUGGACAUCAGCAAUGUACCUUUUUAUAUGUUGUCAAAUUGUUUUACAUUAUUUUUAAGUAUUUGAAUUCAGGAGUGUUUUUUUUUUUUUUUUUUUUUUUUUUUUUUUACAAUAAUGUUUGUUGUCUGUGUCAUUUAAUGUUGCCUUUUUAUGACUACACUUUAUAUAUUUUAUGUGCUGGGAAUAAAAUAGAAUAUUUCUUAUGUGUCAUAAAAGGUAGUUUCUUGCAGAAGUUUGAAAAGUUGUUUCUCAUGAAUAUUUAUGAUGAAUAAAGAAAGCGUUUUUCUAUCAUG
Molecule: messenger RNA, 5453 nt
Organism: Fundulus heteroclitus (mummichog)
Lineage: Eukaryota; Metazoa; Chordata; Actinopteri; Cyprinodontiformes; Fundulidae
Gene: tmem51a
Product: transmembrane protein 51a
Exons: 3
Coding region: 1737-2570 (277 amino acids)
Source: RefSeq, a predicted model, not a curated record